Molecule: messenger RNA, 1481 nt
Organism: Manacus vitellinus (golden-collared manakin)
Lineage: Eukaryota; Metazoa; Chordata; Aves; Passeriformes; Pipridae
Product: breast carcinoma-amplified sequence 3-like
Exons: 4
Coding region: 207-518 (103 amino acids)
Source: RefSeq, a predicted model, not a curated record
UUUUGACCUUAGCCCAGACUCGUCCUCAGACACAGAAAGCGGAGAGUUGGAACCGCACUCUGUCAAGGCUCCUUUGGCAAAGCAGGGCAGCCCUGCUCUGAGGAAAGGCAGAUCCUUCAGAAAGGAGAGUAAAAGGUGCCUUCGACCGGAGCGUGACCUUGCUGGAGGUGUGCGGGAGCUGGCCCGAGAACUUCGGUCUGCGCCACAUGUCCUCCAUGGAGCACACGGAGGAGGGCCUGCGGGAGCGCCUGGCCGACGCGAUGUGCGAAUCCCCCAGCAGGGACAUGGUGGGAUCAGGAACAGACACAGCCGGUGAAGUAGCAGUAAAAAACAUCACCACAAAGAGGCACAUGGCUUUGAAAUGUUUUGAGCUUCAGCGAGAGGGAAGCAUAGAGACGCUGAGUAACAGCUCUGGCUCCACCAGCGGCAGCAUCCCGCGCAACUUCGACGGCUACCGGUCCCCCCUCCCGACUAACGAAAACCAGCCCCUCAGCCUGUUCCCCACGGGAUUCCCCUAAAUUAGCCGAACAUCCAAGGAGAGAUCCAGACAGGGUAACGAGCCGCCUCUCCGCCUAAACAAUCCCGCUGUGUCCGUCACCUGCCGGCUCCCGCGGCGCUGGAUGGUUCUCGUUACCCUGAUGAAUAUUGACGACUCUCAGACCUUCCUGAAACUGUACUCACGAAAUCUUGACUCUGUGUCCCUGUGCAAUAUGAAGAGGCUCCGUCUUCAAAUCCUGACAGCCCCGCGGCUUCUUUUCUCGCUGUCUUCAGGGAAGAGGUUGGGUGAGGAGAGAUAUUUCUAAGCCAUUUUUGGGUCAGGCGCGCGGUCCCACGGCCGCUCUCUGCUUUCUUCGUGUUGAGAGAUGAAUUUCCGUAACUCAGAGGAGCUCUCGCCGUUCGUGCAAGUGCCGAGCAUUAAUGGAUGAACUGGAGAGACUGGAAACUGGAGGACUUGGUGUGGACAGGGUUGAUAAUGUUGUUCCUUCCUCGUCGCGUCUCCUUGCUGCCCUCCUUCCCCUCUGACGCUCAUCGAUGCCAGGAGUAUUACAAAUGGAAAUGUUUCUUUUCUGUUCUUUGGAAGGAUUCUCUCUAUUGCUCCGGUUUUCUUCUAGUCAUGUAUUUUAGAAACGUACUUAAUUGACUAAACUGCAGUCACAGAUUUCUCAUAUUUGGUUAUAAAAGUUGUUCAUUGGAACUCAGAUAUCUGUCCAGAAAUGCAUGUGUCAUUGAAUAAAUCUAAGUUAAACAAGAAACUGCUUAAAUGGCAAUGUUCAUGGAGUGUUACUGGGCUGACUGUGGGCUUUGUGUAUCUCCCUGGACCAGACUCUGGGCAUAUUUGCUAACUCAAGGGCUUUAAUUAAAGCCAUCAGUGGUUGUUAGGCAGCCAGUCUAGCUUGGGUUUGCCUCCCCACUCCCUCAUCCCUGUGUGUGAGGGAUAUUAAAAGUAAGGGAUAAUAAAAAUAAGGGAUAUUAAACCCAAG